Molecule: messenger RNA, 1526 nt
Organism: Penaeus vannamei (Pacific white shrimp)
Lineage: Eukaryota; Metazoa; Arthropoda; Malacostraca; Decapoda; Penaeidae
Source: RefSeq, a predicted model, not a curated record
GCCUCCGGACGCAAGGAAGGGGGCGUGGUCUCCUAACGCUAAGGAGCCCUAGACACAGACGCCCGCCCACACACCCGAAAUGAUAGCCUUCUGGCUUACGUGGUCCAGCUGCACUCCUAGAGCCUUCAGUUUCCUCCCCUCCUCCGUUCCCGGCUUACGUGGUCGAGCUGCAGUCCUCCGGCACUUAGGACUUCUUUGUCUCGUGACAAAGUAGAUCACGCCCAGGAGGCUUAGCAUGUGCGUUUAGUUUUCGGUGUGGAACUGGUUGUUGGGCAGGACGAGCAGGAAAAAAAAAUUAUGUGUACCAAGUGUUUCGCCGUGGCGCUGGGCGCAGUCGUGCUUGCUGUGGCAGCGCAAGGCCUCGAGGAAAAUGACACCCUCGUUGCCAUUCGCGAAGACAAGUCGUUAUUUAAUAACUUCUUCUCUCCGCUGACGGUGGUGCGGCUGUCCAACGAGCUGUGCACGGCGCCCGACGGCACCAGCGGCACCUGCGUGGGCAGACUGGAGUGCGCCAAGCAAGGAGGAACCGUGUCGGGCGUGUGCGGAAAGGGCUUCGGCGUCUGCUGCGUCACGAAGGUCCCCGAGAACGGAGUCAUCAGAGCCAACAACACACUCAUCCUGAAGGAAACGUUCAAUGACGGCGUCGACAUCUCUUACACAGUUGCUAAGGUCAAUGACGACAUCUGCCAGUACAGGAUUGACGUGAAGGAGCUGACGCUGGAUGCGGUGGGAGAAGCAGGGGACUGUUUCCAGGACUAUUUUAAAGUCAACCAAGACACGAAGUUCAGCAAGGUCUGCGGCAAAACGAUUGACGUCCACUAUUAUUUCGACGUGACUGCCCAGUACACCAUCUUCACCUUCCACACUUCCGAGGCGGUUUCCUUGGACAGGAGAUGGGAGAUGUACGUGUCUCAGUACACGUGCGACAUGGGCGCGCCCCAGGGAUGCGGCCAAUGGUACUGGGGUACAAGUGGAACAAUCAAUAUGUGGAAUAACAUUGAUCCCAACAACGACAAAUGGUACUAUGUUGACGACCAAGAAUAUGCGAUCUGCGUGCGUACCGAAGCAACGUACUGUAGCGUAUCAUAUGUCGAGAAUCAGCCCUUCGGUUUUGCACCGAAAUGUAAUGACCUUUUCGAACGACCCGGGACCUCGAACCAACAACAGACGUGCGCCACUACUCCUCCCUCCACUGCGAUCAGUUACACGGUGCCGGACGGUUUGCAGUAUUUCUACGUGAAGUUUAAGGACAACACCAACACCCAUCUGGGUAGCGCCUCCAACCCUUACGGCGUUCCCAUCAUUCAGUACACGCAGAACAAGUGCACAUAAAACACUCGUUUGGUGUGGGAGUGAUGUGUGAACCGCAUGACUUUGUGUUAUUUAUGAUUAUAUAUUAAGGUGAUAUUUAUUCCAUUUAGUUAGCUAAGCGUUUUUUGUUAUUCAACUGUUAUUUGUUUUAGAGUAUUCUGAUAGUAAUUUAUAGUUUUCUUACUUAGUAAAACGAUUAAAAAAUAUAUUUAUAU